AUGAUGAAGCUAAGUUUUGCAACUCUGCUUUUGGUGACAGUUGUUCUUACUUCUUUCUUCAUUCCAGCCACUAUAGCUGGCUCAGAUUUUUGUGAUUCAAAGUGCAACGUUAGGUGUUCAAAGGCAGGACGACAAGACAGAUGCUUGAAGUAUUGCGGAAUAUGUUGUGAGGAGUGUCAUUGCGUUCCUUCUGGAACUUAUGGGCACAAAGAUGAGUGCCCUUGCUAUAGGGACAAGAAGAACUCUAAGGGAGGGCCUAAAUGCCCUUGAAUUUACUUACUCUUUAGUAUUUACCCCAAUUAUUGUUUGUCAAAAACAAAAGCAUAAUGAUUAUUAUGAAAAAAAAUAAGUGAACAAAUGGGGUUCUUUUGUAUAUUUUAUUUUAUGUUAUUGCUGGAUCUGCUGAGCUUUUACAGCUUGUUUGAAUACUUGUUACCUAUGGUAUUAUAUGAUAUUUCUGUUUGAAAUAUAUAUAAUAACUAUUUAUUUUGAUUAUUA
This is a messenger RNA of Solanum stenotomum, 498 nucleotides long. RefSeq names its product peamaclein. The transcript has 2 exons. The record is from RefSeq and is a predicted model, not a curated record. Lineage: Eukaryota; Viridiplantae; Streptophyta; Magnoliopsida; Solanales; Solanaceae. Bases 1 to 270 code for a protein of 89 amino acids.